CGAAUAGUAGAACGAGUUGGUCACGUUUUCAUUACAAAAUCCAAAACCCCGUUACUCUCUACUCUCUUCCCAUCACUUUCUUUCUCUUCCCAUACCGUAUGAUCCCGGACCUCUGCAACAGCGGUUUCCUUCCUCCACCUGCCAACCUCUCUCUCUCUCUCUCUCCCCCAUUUCCCACAUUUACAAACAAAAAAAAAAAACGGCACCCCCUCAUCAGCUCUCCUUCCGCUGUAAAAUCCUAAUCUCAAUUUUUUGGGGAACCCAAGAAAACAGAGGGCAGCGAUGGGCGGCGUUGAUUUCGAAUCUCUAUCGGAAGCUACUUCUGGAGCAAUAGGAUCGCUGCUCAGCACCACCAUUUUGUACCCGCUUGAUACCUGUAAGACCAAGUAUCAGGCCGAGGCUCGCGCCCAUGGCCAGCGCCGAUACAGGCAUCUAUCAGAUGUUCUAUGGGAAGCAAUGUCAAAUGGACAAUUCCUGUCACUAUACCAAGGUUUAGGAACAAAGAAUCUCCAGUCCUUUAUCUCGCAGUUCGUCUACUUCUAUGGAUACAGCUACUUCAAGAGACUCUACCUUGAAAAGAGCGGUUCCAAGAAGAUUGGAACCAAGGCAAACUUGCUUCUUGCUGCUGCUGCAGGCGCAUGCACUGCCAUUGCCACACAGCCAUUAGACACUGCCGCCUCGAGGAUGCAGACCAGUGCAUUUGGCAAGUCGAAAGGGCUCUGGGACACACUGACGGAAGGGGACUGGAGUAAUGCAUUCGAUGGCCUCGGUAUCUCUCUCUUGCUGACAUCGAACCCUGCAAUUCAGUAUACAGUGUUUGAUCAGCUCAAACUAAAGCUUCUAAAGGGGAAUGAAGCUAGCCUUUCUGCAUUCACAGCAUUUCUCUUGGGUGCAUUGUCGAAGAGCAUCGCCACCUGCUUAACUUAUCCAGCAAUCAGAUGUAAGGUGGUGAUUCAAGCUGCAGACACCGACGAGAAUGGUAACGAUGAUGACGAUAAGAACAAGAAAGCCAAACGGAAGGCAAGCAAGACGCUGUCGGGGGUCGUGUUUGCAGUAUGGCGGAAGGAAGGGAUUACAGGGUUCUUCAAGGGACUGCAAGCUCAGAUCUUGAAGACGGUGCUGAGCUCAGCUUUGCUUCUGAUGAUCAAGGAGAAGAUCGCUGCCACAACUUGGGUUGUUCUACUUGCAAUCAGAAGGUCACUCUUGGCUCAGAAUGGCAGGCUAAAAAGUGCUUGAGGAAGAACAAAUAAUGCCCCACGAACUUUCAAGGGGAGUUUGAUGGUUUUGUACAUAUUCAGUAGCUCUAUGAGAAAGGCAGAAGCAGUCUGAGUUUAGAGUUUUCCUGGUUCAGUAUCAACGGACACACACAGAGCUGGGAAUCAGCUUUAGAGAAUAAAAAUACACUAUAUUUUUUUCUUCUAUUCAAACUGAGACCCCUUUGUUUUGGGUGUUAAUUCUUGUUUGUUAGCGGAAUAAUUUUGACGAGGGAAACGUACAAUUUUCUGUAACCGAGGGUGAUUGUUUGAACUUUGUAUAAUGCUGUUUGUUCUGAGGGCGAAUUGCCAGUUUCUUUUCAUACCAUUUUGAGAUAUUCAAGAGUGAAAAUGUGACCAAUUCGGUAUUAUUGGUUUAAAUC
Molecule: messenger RNA, 1636 nt
Organism: Linum tenue
Lineage: Eukaryota; Viridiplantae; Streptophyta; Magnoliopsida; Malpighiales; Linaceae
Source: the annotation of a GenBank genome assembly